AAGGGAGAUUUAUUUAUGCACCAUUUAAUAAAUAUGUGGUUUUAUUAAAAAUAAUAUAUUUUUAAAAUACUAAUAUUCGAAAUUAAUUAGAUGCAGUUAGCAAAUGAUAUACUAAGAAAAAUAUAAUGAGAUGGUAUCCAUAUACAUAAAAAAAAAAAAAAACAAUUCUCUACGUAGAUUCGGAUUUCUAGUAGCAAAUGACUCCGCCACUUUCCUUAAUAAAUGCCUCCUCUAUUCUUCACCUCCAAUUCCAACCGCUUCAGCUUUAAAUACAGUCAUGCCUGCUGUAAAGACACAGAGGUGUUCAUGGGAAGAACAUGGAACAUAUCCAUUGCACAACUUUUCUUCAUUCAAUUUGUUCUCUAUUUUUAUCCUCCUUUUCCCUUUAUCCACAUACAGGAGUUGCUCUACGAUCUUGCCCUUAUUUUUGCACCGAAGCUUUUAUUAAUACCUUUUAUAUGAACUCACUCGCCUCUGACUUUUCUCUGUGUCACCUCUCGCCAUUACUGCGCUGAGUCUCCCAAUUUAAGCUGGCUGAUUCAGCCUAAGAUGACGUGAAUUUUUAGGAUGGAAGAGAAAAGCAAGCACCAGAAGAGACUUAGCUUGGAGGAAGAGGUCUCCGUGCUGCAAGAUGCACUUGAUAAGGAACAGAAGCUGAAUCAGAUCCUACAAUGCGCACUCCAUGGCGCAUUCGUUUGCCAUUCGUGCGUCUCUUCAUUAGCUCCUCUUCAGGCGCGGGUGCUUCUGGCAGAGUUGACAAUGGUGGAGGAAGAGAUCAUGAUGCUCGAGAGAAAGAUUGAGGACUUGAAGAUGCGCAUCUAUCGGGAGAGAAACCAGGAGAGGAGCUCGUUUCGGUGGCAGCAGAGGCACUUCCUUUGCGGUUUGGGAGGCCGGAGAGAGCUCCACAAGCUCCAACCACUACCAGGACUGACCCAUGAACAAAUGCCAGGUGAUGAGUCCGAGAAAUUGGCGAGCAACCAUGAAACAAACCUUGAUCUCUGCCACGCUUCAAGUCCUCAAUGCAAUAGCAGAGACGAAGAAUCCAUUAUGCCUGAAACACCAAACAGGCUCUCCGAGGAGCUGCUCAAGACCCUGAUCGCUAUCUUCCAGAAGCUGAGCCAGAGUACAAAUCAACUCAAUCAUGAAUCACACAAGCUUCCUAACUCAUGCGUGAGUUCAAACAACUUCCACAGCUACAGAAAGACUUCAAUUACAACCUCCUCAAAGGACUCAAUGCAGAGAGGGGAGUCGUGUGGCGUUCUGGUGCCUGAAAAUGAAGGGGAAGGAAAGAUGGGACUCAAACACAAGUUUGUCAGUUGCACGAAGGCUUCCCUGGACUUGACUCGCAUUGAAUUAUGCGUUCCGGCAUUUGGAAAACUGAGGGCAUUGACGCACAAGCUCUCUGCUAUUAAUCCAAGCUUUCUCAGUUACAAGCAAAAGCUUGCAUUCUGGAUCAACAUCUACAACGCUUGCAUCAUGCAUGCAUUUCUACAACAUGGUUUUCCUCCCUCACCAGAUAAGCUUCUUGCACUGCUAAAUAAGGCCGCGAUAAAUGUUGGUGGUGUCAUUCUUAAUGCUCUGGCUAUCGAACAUUUCUUGCUGAGGCAUUCUCUUGACACUGACCAUGAAGUGUUUAAUGAAAAAGAGGGACUUCUGAUACAUGCAUAUGGACUGGGGUACCCUGAGCCUAACGUGAGAUUUGCUCUUUGUAGAGGAAGUUGGUCUUCUCCUGCGCUGAGAGUGUACACGGCAGAGGAUGUGGUGAAUGAACUGGAGACAGCCAAAACAGACUACUUGGAAGCUUCAGUGCGCAUCACCAGCAAGAAGAAGAUCAUCCUGCCCAAGCUUCUGCACUGGCACAUGAAGGAUUUCGCCGACGAUUUGGAGUCGCUGCUUGAGUGGAUCUACAGCCAACUGCCCGUGUCCGGAUCGCUGAAGAGAGUCCUCAAGGAGUGCCUGAGCAGAGACCCAAGGAUUCCCCUGCCAAAGUUGGUGCAGAUACAGCCACACAGAGCUGACUUCAGGUACUUAUUGCCAUGGCGAGAAGCUUCCUCCUCCUACUCGAUCUCAUCUUCGUUCUGAAUUGCAAGUUCAAAUGAAUGCAUGGAAUUCUGCGGAUUAAAAAAAAAAUCGAUAUAUUAAUUAUUAUCAUCAUUAUGGA
Messenger RNA from Zingiber officinale, 2161 nucleotides. RefSeq lists its product as uncharacterized. Lineage: Eukaryota; Viridiplantae; Streptophyta; Magnoliopsida; Zingiberales; Zingiberaceae. The transcript is spliced from 9 exons. The coding region runs from base 568 to 2082 and encodes 504 amino acids. The record is from RefSeq and is a predicted model, not a curated record.